Messenger RNA from Oryzias melastigma (Indian medaka), 2405 nucleotides. It is a transcript of the gene lg14h21orf91, whose product is annotated as linkage group 14 C21orf91 homolog. Lineage: Eukaryota; Metazoa; Chordata; Actinopteri; Beloniformes; Adrianichthyidae. The coding region runs from base 173 to 1042 and encodes 289 amino acids. The transcript is spliced from 5 exons. The record is from RefSeq and is a predicted model, not a curated record.
UCACACUAAUGGUUCGUUCUGCGUGGAUUCCACAGAGAUCGUGUAGCUUCCCUGGUUUAACCGUGACGCUCGGCUCCGUUUAUUGCUGGGAGCCCGCAGUGGGCAAGUUAACCGAAGUGUCAGUGCACAACAAACGGCGGUCCGAGGAUCCGUGUCCUUACCGAGGACUAACAUGGAUGAAGAGGAGACAUUUGUCAGCAUUGAUCUGAAUGAUGACAACAUCUGCAGUGUCUGCAAGGUGGAGACGGAAGCAGGGACUCUGUCCUUCUGCCACAUCUGCUUUGAACUGAGCAUUGAAGGUGUCUCCACCACUACACUGCUGCACUCCAAGUCCCUCCGCGGCCACAGAGACUGCUUUGAGAAAUGUCAUCUCAUCGCCAACCAGAAGCUGUCACAUUCCAAGGCCUCUCAAAGUGCCUAUGAAGGUCUGAAGCUCGCCUUCAGCCAGAAACUCAACCGCAUCAUCCAGUUUGCCCAGAACAAAGACUCGGUUUCCUCCAGCGGCUGCAGCAAGCGCACCGCUAGGGUCCUGUGUUACAGCCCGCAGGGCGACUGCAAGCUGCUGCCGCAGUCUGAGGCCCAGGUCCCGCGCUACACUCCCCGCUGGGACUGGACCAGAACCACGGGCCUGCCUGAAUGCAGCGUGGGCAUGCUGGAGGAGCAGUCUGUAGAAGAGCUGGAGCUUCUGCAGGAGUCCCGGUGUGACGUUUGGACCCGCGCCGGCAGCAAAGAGCUGCGCUGUCAGAUCCAGUCUGCAGGAGGACAGCUGCAGCACCGGCAGCAACACCACAGCAGAGAUAAACUGAUCCAGAUGAGCAUGGAUGAGCUCCACCACCUGAACACUCAGCUGCUCAAGCAGAUUCAGAGUGUUUUCGAGCAGCUGACGGCUGCGGUGCAGGAGAAGGACGCCUUGGCCUCGGAGCUGCACGUGCGUCACAUCGCCAUCGAGCAGCUGUUCAAGAACUGUGCUAAAGUGCCGUGGCUGCAGAUCAGCAGAGCGGGGUUUAGGGCUAGCGGCGGCGGCGGCGGCCCUGUGGACUGACGGCAGAGGAAGCUUAAACCAAAGGGUGCAGCUGCUGCACAGACCCUAGAGGACUCUGGCAGCUCUCAUAGACGGCACGAGAGAUUGGACUGACACUAGUUUUAUAGUUGCAGUGGUGAUGCAAGGAUUAAUGGGGGUUUGCAAGUAACUGCUGGUCUGACGCCAAGACCUGAUCAACUCAUGAUAAUGUAAAGGCUGCGAGUAUCAGCUCAGCGGAUGUUUGUGUCUCUGUUUUAGAAUUAAGUUACUUUAUCCUCUGAACCUUUGACUCCAUCCAACCCCAGAAAGCAACAGAAGCCCGAUUAUACAUGUGCAUCCGACUGCAGUGAGUUAGUAUUUCUUACCCAUUUUUAGUUUUUAUUGGACACACCAUGCCAAGUUUUCCUAAAUCUUUAGCUCUCCUUCAUAUUUGCAGAGAGUGGUUUGCUGUUUUACUCAUAAUAUUGCACUGUUUUCAGUUUCUUCAUGCUGCUUUGAUUAGAUUUCAACAACUAAAAGGUUUCUGCAGUUUUACCGAGGCUCUGUUGUAUAAAAUAUUUUAAACCAAAACAUAGAAGGAAACGUGCGCGUUGAAAGAAACCAGCAGAUCUGACUGUGAUUCCGCUUGAUUGAUUAGUUUUGUUUUUAAACCCAGUAUGUGAGCAGCAGGUAGAAGCAAUACUGGAGCCAUCGUCUACAGCUCCACUGUCGUUACAGUCUGAGGAAGAGGAAGUCUCCGUCAAACCAAAGUGUGUAUUUGUUGUGUCUUUGUACCAAACCGCUGUUGAACUGCUUUGUGGUCCGGCCUCCUCCUGCUCCUUCCAGUCCUGGUUUACUGCAGCGGCCCGGUCUCCAUGCCAGUUUGGAUCUGAUGUCAAAGCAAUACAGGACGCCGCUGCGCUCCACUGUGCCUACGGAAGCCCUGUGUAAACAUGUGACAACCCUAUGCAAGAUCGAAAUCAGCCUUAAUGAGUAGCUGUUGAGACUAAAGUGUCAUGAGUGGAGAGCAGGGACAUGUUCACGUUUAGGAAUGCUCAGCAUUGUCGGUAGUUCUCUUUGUAAGAGAUUAGAUGCAUUUAGCCCAUUUUAGGGUUUAGGAGAGCUUUGACUCCAUUUCAACUGGUCAUAAUUCUAUUUAUAAUUCAGUUUGAGAGUUUCCAAAUAUUGACAUUGUGGGUUCUGGAGAACCUUCUGUUCAUGUCUGAGAUGUCUGCUUUUUUUAGAGCUGUAACUGAGGAUGCGAGCAUUACUGUUACAUUUGGCUCUCCAUGGCUUUGUUUGGGUUGUUUUUCUGUUUCUGCAUUGUGUUUUGAUUAUACUGACUGUGAACUUUGUGAGGAAGUGACAUUUUCCUUUUUCUUAAUAAAAAGUUAUCAUUUUUACA